Penicillium argentinense is the source of this 315-nucleotide messenger RNA. Its product is annotated as TauD/TfdA dioxygenase family protein. Gene Ontology annotation, cellular component: cytoplasm. The record is from RefSeq and is a predicted model, not a curated record. Lineage: Eukaryota; Fungi; Ascomycota; Eurotiomycetes; Eurotiales; Aspergillaceae. The coding region runs from base 1 to 315 and encodes 104 amino acids. Gene Ontology annotation, molecular function: 2-oxoglutarate-dependent dioxygenase activity. The transcript is spliced from 2 exons.
AUGCUAUCAGACGACACAAUUCUCGACCUUUGGCAAGCCCAAGCUAACCGCCCACCCAUCGACACUCACCAUCCCGCCGUAAUAACACACCCAGUCACCGGGCUGAAUGCACUCAACAUCAAAUCGGGUUUCGUGACUGGCUUCGCAGAGCUGAAGAAAGUAGAAUCGGAUAAAAUCCUAGACUUCCUUGCGUACCAUAUUCAUUCGGGGGAUGAUCACGCUGUUCGGUGGAAAUGGGACGUUGGAAGUGUUGCUAUUUGGGACAAUCGUUGUACCCUGCUUCGAGUCAUUCCUGGUUCAUAUGAUGCCCCUUGA